AGACUGCAAUGAGCUGAGAUCGCGCCACUGCACCCCUGUCUGGGUGACAGCGAGACCCCAUCUCCAAAAUAAUGAUAAUGAUAACUACCAUUUUUGAGUACCAUGUGCUAGACGCUUUUCCUGUAUUAUCUCAUUACUGCAGCCAUAUAAGAUGCAGUCUGGCACCGUUUUAUUUCAGUUAGUGCUGAGACUCGGAUAUGUUAAGUAACUUUUCCAAGGCAAGAGGUAGUCACAGGCCGAGGAAUGAUUCAAAUUUAAGUCUAGCCCCAAAGCACCAGCCCAGUGUGGUCUUCACAGUUCUCGCCCCAUAGGACCUAAUUACAGGCAACAGUCGCCACAGACAAUCAACAAAUAGUUAAUGCACAUUUCUUUAGUGAUGCCUUAACUGUUAGGGCCUGCUAGGAUUGUUAGAAAACCAGGGCUGAGUGUGGGAAAGUGCAACAUCUGGGGAACUGGAAGAGCAAACAGGGUAAUUGAUAUUGAGCAGGACAAGGGAACUGAAACUGAUCAGUUUCCAGGUUAGGAGGCUGCCCAGAGUUAUUGGUGACUGUCACAAAACAGUCACCCCUUAACUCGAAACGCGAAAAUAAAAGAGCCUCGGUUCAGCUUUAGAUCCUGAAUUUGACUUCUUUGCAGGUUUAUACGAUGGUGUUAGUGUCAUGUGGGAUAAUUGUGAGGAUUUUGAUUUAAUUUAGUUCUCCGAAAAUUUUGGAAAACCAGUACGGCUUGCUAAUUUUUACAUGGCAGAGGAGGCUAAACUUUACCUCUGCCCAUCUUAGUUCGGAGUGACACCUUUAGCAAAAGAAAACUUAACAAGAAAAAAGUUUAUUAAUGCACAGAGUGCACAUCACAAGGGUUAAACCUCAAUGAAAGAUAACUUGAAAUGGUGGCUUAGAACUACGUUUGUAUACCAUCUUCAACAAAGAACUAUAGAUUUGCAGAGAAAUGACACAGUAAAACAGUUUUAGGCUUCAAAGGGCAGGAAACUGGGAAGGUAGAUACAUGUUUGGAAACUAAAGGAGUAAGAAUUGUCUGUAGAUUCCUCUGGUGCCUUCUCUGGUCUGUUAAGAGUCUAAAGUUACCUCCAGUAAAGAAUUUAUAUCCUGUCUUUGGGCGGAAGAGGGGGAGGAUAGAGAGAACUUUUCCUUCAUUUGCUGCCUCUUGUCUUCAUCUCAGAUUUUUUUUUUAUAUCAAAGAGGUGUGUUUUGUGAUGACGUUGUGGUUUUCUUCAGCACCGUUUAGGGAGUCAGAGGGAUUCGGGUUUCUUUUUCUUUUUUUUUUUUUUUUUUUUUUGCUUCUUUUUCAUAUGCCUUGAUGUCUGCUUUUCCAUUCCCCAUUUAAAAAAUUGCUUAUUUUGAUAACUCUGGGAUAGUGAAGGAAUGCUCAGAGGAAUAAUGCCCUGUUCAUAAAACACACUGAGCUUCCGUGAACUCGUAUCUUUUUUUGUUUUUUGUUUUGUUUUGUUUUUAAAAGUAAAGUGAAAGCAAGUUUAAGAAAAGGAAUGGAGUGGCUACCGCAUAGAGCAGUCUGCAAAUAUUAUGAUUGAUCAUUUUAACUCUUUAAACCUUUCUCAUAUUUGAGAGCAUUUAUGUACAUAUCUUUAAUAUUUAAUCAUAAUGUUGUAAUAAUACAGCUCUCAUGAUAUCCAGAAAGCAUGUUAAUAGUAACUACACCUGAGUUCAUUCAGUUCUUAAGAGAGUUUUCUUGUGACUUAAAUAUAUAAUACUCUGCUUUUCUUUCUGUUAAUCAGUGCCUUUGUUUUUUUUUUAGGUAUUAAUAGGGUCCCCUAUUACCACAUGUCUUUCUCCCCCGGUAUAUGAUAUAAUUUGUAAUCUUGGGUUUGAACUCAGAGAAAAUUGUGACAUCAAUAACAUUGUAACUCAGAAUGGUGAGGUAUGCUGGAAAACAAUCACAGACUGUGUGAGCUACACAGAGUCAGUUAUUUCCUGAAAUAUUUGAAGCCUUGAAAAGUCUACAAUCUCCUGCUAUUUCUCUUAGCUUAAUGAAACUGACAUCAUGUCUAGAACGAGCCUUGGGUGAUGUAUUUUUACUGAUUGGGAAGGAAUGUCCCUUUCUUUUAAGAGAUCUACUUGCAUCUGAAGAGCUUGCUCAAAUCUUUGGGCAGUCUGUGAUGAAUGUGCUAAAAGUCUUCGUUGGCUCUCCAUGUGGUCUCAACCUGCGUAAUAUCUUAUGGCAUGGGUUUGCAUCACCUGAAGAAAUUCCUCCAAAAUACUGUUCAAUGAUGAUACUGUUGACAGUAGGAUUGGGUCAGUUACUGAAGAGUUACCUUCAAAACACUAAACUUACAUUGACACAUCGCUCUUUCAUAACUCUUAAAAACCUAGAGGAUUUGGUUAUUUUUCCUGAUGUUACUUAUGAGGUGCUUUCAGUAUUAGAAGAAGUGAUGACAAAAUCUGCUUUUAUAUUAAAAAUCAUGUUACCAUAUUGGGAAGUUGCACUGAUCAAGUUCAGGUCACAAAGGUUUGCUGACUGUGCCAUAUUGUUGCUGGCACAACUAGAGACUGGACUUAGGAAUGUUUUUGCCACACUUAACAGAUGUCCAAAAAGACUCCUGACUGCUGAGUCAACAGCUCUUUAUACCACCUUUGAUGAAAUAUUGGCAAAACACUUGAAUGAUGGUGAAAUCAAUCAGCUUCCUCUUUUCCUUGGAGAGCCUGCUAUGGAAUUUCUCUGGGAUUUCCUGAACCAUCAGGAGGGUCCCCGCUUAAGAGAUCAUUUAAGCCACGGGGAGAUCAACUUACACGAAUUUUCAAAAGAAACAACUAAUCAGUUGCUUGCAUUUUCUGUUGUACUGUUACUCAAAUUUGUUGAUGAAGGUCUGCUAUCAGUUUUUAAGGAAAAAGCAGUAGUGGAAUUGUUGAUUCAUCUUGCAGAAGGCUAUAGUUCUCGUUGCCAUCCGGUUUCUCAGCUUAAAAAACAGGUGCUGAGCUGUGAGGAAAGCAUCAGGGUUUGGGCUCUGUUGCCUUUCCCCGAAGAACUCACUCAGGAAGCUGUCAGAUUAGAAGAUAAUUCUGAAACAAAUGCCUGCCACUCUUUAAUUACAAAAAUUAUGGAUGAACUGUAUCACCAUAUGCCUGAGAAUCAUUGUGUUUUAAAGGACUUGGAUAGUCUUCCUACUGAGAUGUGGCCCAGCUCACAGCUGCUCUGUGAGCUCUGCAACACACCCGUCCCCACACUAUUCUGCCCCAGGAUUGUGCUGGAAGUGCUGGUUGUGCUCCGAAGCAUCAGCAAACAGUGCCACCACGUGUCCAGCCAGGUCACUGCCGCCUCAGAACUGAGACACACACAGUGGGUGGAAAGGACUCUGCGGUCUCGCCAGCGGCUGAACUACCUGCGCAUGCGGAGUAGUAUCAGACUUCUGUCCCCUGUGCUCAGCCUGGUUCUGUUACUCAUUGUGCUGGAAUUGGUCAACAUUCAUGCUGUUUGUGGAAAGAAUACGCAGGAGUAUCAGCAGUACCUAAAGUUUGUAAAGUCGAUCUUGCAAUACACAGAGAACCUGGUGGCUUACACCAGCUGCGAAAAGAACAAGUGGAAUGAAGCUAUCCAUCUUACACAUACAGCUUUGGUGAAAAUUUGGACUUUUAGUGAAAAGAAACAAAUGUUGAUACAUUUAGCCAAGAAAUCCACAAGUAAAGUCCUCUUAUGAAAAC
Messenger RNA from Sapajus apella (tufted capuchin), 3671 nucleotides. It is a transcript of the gene ERMARD, whose product is annotated as ER membrane associated RNA degradation. Lineage: Eukaryota; Metazoa; Chordata; Mammalia; Primates; Cebidae. The record is from RefSeq and is a predicted model, not a curated record. The transcript is spliced from 16 exons. Bases 2003 to 3667 code for a protein of 554 amino acids.